This is a messenger RNA of [Torrubiella] hemipterigena, 444 nucleotides long. Lineage: Eukaryota; Fungi; Ascomycota; Sordariomycetes; Hypocreales; Clavicipitaceae. The record is from the annotation of a GenBank genome assembly.
AUGCGUUAUCAGAUACUGGAGAACCUUGAUGCGAGCAAGCUGUCCGAAAUUCAAGUCAUGAUUGGGAGAGUGAUCGAUUUUGAGGAUUCAGCGUUCGAUACGAAGGUUUCGGUGAAGUCGGGCAUAGACGAGCACUUGGAUGACUUAAAGAGAUUCUUUGGUGGCUUAGAAGACUUUUUAACAAAAAUCGUCAACUCUGUGCGAGAUACUCUCCCGGUAAUGAUGCGACAGGCUGUCCAGUCGUGUUUGUUCGUCCCGCAGGUCGGUUUUUUAUUGGCCAUUAAUGAAAACACCGAAGAGCAGACGCAAUUUGAGCAUAACCCCGAAUGGAAAAUGUUUUUCAAGGCGAACGAAUGCGUCAUGUAUAAAAAUGAGCACAUGCGGGAACUUGAUGCCCGUUUUGGUGAUUUACACAGCGAGAUCAAUGGUAUGUGUCUCCAAUAG